AUGCGCAAAUUUACUUUUGAUAUUAUAUCUUCUUUACCUGAAGAACUUAGUAUUCAAAUUUUGAGUUUUCUUUCUGUCAAAAGCUUGAUCCAAUGUCAACUUGUGUGCAAGCGUUGGAGAAAUUUUGCUAACGAUCCUAUCAUAUGGAAAAGAAAAUGCCUUGAAUUAGCUAGUCAUGAUAUUAGUCCACUAAAGUCACCUUCUAAUCCUGUUAUGUGGUACCCUUUGUAUCGUAAACUUUUUAAGCGUGAGAACAAUUGGGAAAAUGGGCGUGUUCAAACUGUUGAUUAUUUGAAUGGACAUUCUGAUCGAAUUUUUUUCGUAGCAAUUAAGGAUGGAAUGGCUGUCAGUCUCGCUUGGGAUAGAACCAUGCGAUUUUGGGAUGUUGAGCGGGGUAAAUGCUUAUCUGUUAUAUUAUUAAACCAUAUGGCGGAGGAAGUAGAUUUUUUGCCAAAAAAAUGGGUAGUUGCUGUUUCCUUUCGGAUGGAGUUUGUUCACGUGUAUAAUCUGCGUGAAGGAAAUUCCAGGGUGGUGCUCGUAAGUCCUAAAAAAGUUCCACUUAAUUGUGUGAAUAUAGGAGAAGAAAUCUUGAUUUCUGGUUCGGACGAUGGAAUAAUUAACGUUUGGGACUGGCAUUCCACCAAAUUGUUAACUUAUUUUGAGACUCGGGGUGGGGUACUUUAUGUGAAGGUCGUUAAUUCAAAUACUAUAGUUUCACUUCAUAAUGAUGGAAUUAUUCAAGUUUUUUCCGUGACGCAAAAAAAGGUUACGCAGCAAUAUUCGUUUCUCUCAAUGGUUUUUGAUGACACAUUGCAUAGUGCCGCCAUUAACAGAGAGUGGAUUCUAUGUGCCACCCAAGACCUUAUUUACCUUUUGAAGUGGCAAUUCCUACCAGAUACGCUUGAGAUAGACGUAACAAAGCCGCCUAACUUCAAUUGGAAAAUGGAUGCACCUGCUGUAGUUCCAUGGUGUGGUUGUCUUGCUGGUAAGGGACGUUCUGUUUUAAGCAAUUGUUCAUCAACUGGUCCUAUUUGCGUUGUGAAACCUGGUGGUAGCGUCAAAUUUUUGACUGAACCUGGGCAAGAAGGUGCUGAUUCUCUUAAAGGUUUUAAACUGUUAACUUUGACCGAACAACCUACUUUUAUGGAUGUUGACGAUCGUUUUUUAUUGAUUGGAACAAAGCAAGGAAAAUUGAUACGUUGUGGAUUUGAUGAUACGCACACUCCCUUUGACGAUGAAGACGAAGAAGACACUCUGUUAGAAAGGGAUAACAAUUCUCACUUGAAUUUCAGCGGAUCACCUUCGAGCUUUAGAAAUGGUCGUAGUCAUGGUAAAACUAGUCAUAACCCACAAAAACCAUUUCAAGGGCAGACCUUUGUAGUAUACGGUUAUGAUGAAACUCAAAAACAAAAUUUAGAAGAAAUUAUAAAACGUCAAGGCGGUUCUGUAACUCAAACACUCAGCAAUCGGACAACGUAUUUUGUCACAGCCAAAUCAGAGGAAAAUUGUGAAGAAAUUGACGAAAUGGUGCGUUUUAAUCACAGUACUCACAUGGUUUCCGAAGAAUUUAUUUACGAUUCGGCAAAUAACAUACAUCAUUUACGUGAUGCGGAGGUAUUUGAGAAUAUUGGGAACUCAAGACGGCGACGACGACGACAAGGCGCAAAAUAUUCGAGGCGUCAUAGUUUUCAUCAAAGUAAUAGUUGGGGUCCGGAUUCUACGAAUGGUGACCAUAGCCCUUAUUUAUCGGAUGAACGACACAGCGAGUUAAAUAACAGUGGUUCUGAGUUGGAAAGAUCAUCUGAAGACACUGAUUCAUCAGAAUUUGGUGAUAAUGAUGUGUUCGUAGCUGUGGAAGCCGAAGCACCCUAUAAUACGGAUAACUCUACGUUAAAUCCAAAAGCUGCACAAUUGUCUCAAGAUAUGGCGAAGGAGAGGAUGGAGUGGCAAAGUUUUUUGGCUUCCGUACUUACCGGUGAAGUCAUCAAAUCAGAGAAACGUCGUCUGUCAGGAAGUUCACGCCAGGCGUCUAACAUUUCUUAUCAUCUAUGGUUUCAAAUAAACACAACAUUACGUCGUUUACCUAGUAAUUUAAAUGAAAGUCGUCGGCAGAUUGAUGAAAUUCUUCAAGAGGUUAUAGAUUUUGAAGUAAAACCCGAUGACGUACCAGCUUUUGAACAAGUUGUUGAAAUUCUACACAAAGUUGAUGUAUGUGAGAGUUUUUAUCCUACGCGCAAAGCAAUGAUGGUAGAUAAAGCUUUAUAUAAGUCAACCGAAUUUCAAUAUAAUUUGGAUGCGUUAAAUUCUUGGCUUACGGUGACUAGAAGUUUUCAAACGCAAUUAAAAAUUUUACAAAAUUGGACUGGAAGUGACGAUUUAGAAAUUGCUAGGCCUAAAGAUGCUCCAGCUGACGCUGAAAAUCCUUCUUUUCUUGAACGAAUAUUAAAAGAAAACAGUUUAAAACAGACAUUUGAAAAACGAACACUUUCCACUUUGACCUCGCUUUUGUUAAGAGCUAAACGUGUCAUGAUCGAAAACGCUGAGAUUUUUGAGAAAAUGAAAUUACCACCUUAUAUUGAUGAAUUACCUCUACUUUUAAACUUUCCCUCAAAACUAAUGAAAGAAUGUAUGAUAUUUUUACUUGAAUACGUUAACAUUCUUAACGAUCCUACGGCGAUGAUGGUGCAACAAAUGAUGGAUGAUUUUCAAAUUUCCCUUUCUUUGGCGUGUAAGAUCAAACAUCAAUACCUUGAACUUGUUAAACCUGCAAAAGGAUGGAUGAUACCUUCUUCUAUUGAUGAAAAUUAUGAUACUGUGUUACUGGAUUCAUUAAGAUUCUAUUUUAAGUUAUUGCAGCUGAAAGUUAAACCAGGUUUUAAAGCUAUUUUCUUUAAAGAAGCAGAAGUUUUAGAUUCUGAAUGGGCUUUUUUGAGUGGAAUUUGUCGACACAUUGCAGGCGGUGAGACUGAGACUGCCGAACAAUUUUGGUAA
Molecule: messenger RNA, 2991 nt
Organism: Dentiscutata erythropus
Lineage: Eukaryota; Fungi; Glomeromycota; Glomeromycetes; Diversisporales; Gigasporaceae
Source: the annotation of a GenBank genome assembly